AUGCCACUCUCCUCCAUCGUCACCGCCGUGAGCAAAAACCCGAAGAAUGCAAGCACGCUGGCCGUCGUGCCACUGGUGCUUACGUCUGCCGGUAUUGCCACUUACGCUCGCUACGCUGCGUCGCACCCAACCGCUGAAGACAAGACCACGAGUGCUGCAUUGGAACAGGAAAGGGAAGAGAAUUUCCACCAACACGUGGCCCUGGCCUGGAAGGGCACACGAUAA
Messenger RNA from Peronospora belbahrii, 225 nucleotides. The record is from the annotation of a GenBank genome assembly. NCBI's taxonomy places the organism in Eukaryota, Oomycota, Peronosporomycetes, Peronosporales, Peronosporaceae.